Messenger RNA from Musa acuminata subsp. malaccensis (wild Malaysian banana), 1500 nucleotides. RefSeq names its product FCS-Like Zinc finger 10. NCBI's taxonomy places the organism in Eukaryota, Viridiplantae, Streptophyta, Magnoliopsida, Zingiberales, Musaceae. The record is from RefSeq and is a predicted model, not a curated record.
GGUCUUCUUCCUAUCAGCAAUCUCUCUUCCAGUUUCAGAGGGUGAGGGAUAGGGAACACAAGGAAGACACACACACACACAAGUGGGAAAGUGUAGCUGUUUGUAUGUUUUGGACCUUCAAGCAUCAAGACUGGUUUCUCUAGAGAAAGAUACAUGGAGUAGUCUGCUGUUCUGUCUGGUUUAUCUUCCUUGUGCUAUGCAGGAGGGACUCGUAGCUUUCCUAGAAGCAAGCAACGAAGAGGAGGUGGAGCUUGGAGACGAUGCUGAGGAAAAGCAGCGGACCAGUUCUCAAGGAUCAAAGCAAAGGGUACCUGAUGUAUCAUUCAGCCUCAGGCUGCUGCUUCUCGUCUGAUGGUGUGGUGAAGAAGACCGGUGUGAGGUUUGGCAGCAGGGGCUCGUUAGAGUCCGAUGCAGUUUGGAGCCCUGCAUCUCCUUUGGACAAGGGCUUUAGCUCUGGCAUUAAUGGUCGGAUCAUAUGUUGGGACGGCAGCAGGGUAGGCCUCGGCCUGAUUGAUGCUCUCGGUGAUGAAUCCAGUCCAUGGGGGAAGGUGUUAGGGUUCCCCAGGAACGAGAACAUUGUGUUUGCUUCACAGAUGAGGUCCAACAUCUCAAUCCCCAAAUCACAUCAGGUAGGUUUGGGAGAUGAUUCUUUGGGAGCGGCUCCAAAAUCCUUGCAACCUCGGAUUGGAUCAUCCAAACCUGGUUCAGUUUGCUCAGGGAUGACCAUAGAAUUAAAAGGAUGUAGAUUGGAACAUGAGGAACUUGGACUGCUCCAUUCAUGUCCGGUGGAUACCGGUAGAUCUUUGCUCCUUACGAAAUCCAUCGGCAACAUCCUUAGGUCCAAUUCCGAAGUUCUUGUAUCAGAUUCUGAGAACUCCAUGGAUUCUUGGUCACUGGCCAAAGAGGACACCAGUUUUAGCUCUUCCUAUGAAUUUAUCAGUUCACUUUCAGCAAGCGAGAUCGAGCAAUCGGAGGAUUACACUUGCAUUACAUCUCAUGGUCCUAACCCUAAGAAGACUCACAUUUUUGGAGACUGCAUACUUGACAGCCACUGCAUUGAAUCACCAACCAUCAGGAACAAGCAGAGGAAAGACAAUGAAGGGUCUUGCAAGAAGAAUUCGGAGGGGGGAAAGCACAUCUGCAUGCAUAGAGUCAAGGAAGCCUUUGGUAGCUGCAAAUGUCGCGACCGGGGAUCUUCGCUCGAAAAAAGGAUAGAGAAAUCCAGAAUCACUUCAUCAGUCUCUCCUGCUUCAGCAUUCCAUGAGGAGACAUUUCUUGAUGAUAUGAAACUGGCUUCGUAGACCGGAUGUUUGCUCAUCACUAACACCAUUAAUAACAUGAGCAUUUAGAUUGGCAACACAAACAGUUUGAUCAUCCAGUCUCUCAGGAGCUGUCUGCGUGAAUUCUUCAGCGGUUGUCGAUGAUCACCAUGUACAUUCACCUGUUUGCCGAUCUUAUUUGUGUUCAUGAUAGUGUUGGGACAUAGCAGGGUCUGCUCCA